Oncorhynchus mykiss (rainbow trout) is the source of this 894-nucleotide messenger RNA. The record is from RefSeq and is a predicted model, not a curated record. NCBI's taxonomy places the organism in Eukaryota, Metazoa, Chordata, Actinopteri, Salmoniformes, Salmonidae.
AUGAAAACACACCGCUCCUUUGACAAAGUCAAAUUCAAGUUACUUCUGAUCGGUGGGAGGCAGCUCUCUAAGAUCUGGCCAGAGCCGUCCGUCCUUCAGCCAGUGUGGGAAAACCUCCUGAAGUACCACCAGGCUGAGCCUCAGAGCCCUCUGUUCCCCGUGGUCAUCUCAUUCUCCACCUACCUCCUCCUGGUGACCCUCUACACCCUGUUGGACGUCCUGGCCCCCAGCUGGCCCACCCUCAACCGCUACAAGCUCCACCCAGACAGACCUGUCACAUGGGACAACAUCUGGACCAUGCUCGGCCUCACAGUCCACAACCACCUGGUCUAAGUCUUCCCUCCUCUGUGGGCCAGGGUGUGGAGGCCACCCAUCCUGCUCCCUCGCAAAGCCCCCACUCUAACAAGCUUCCUCCUGGGCAUCCUGGGGUGCACAGUGGUCUUUGACUUCCAGUACUACCUCUGGCAUCUCCUCCACCACAGAGUCCCCUGGCUGUACUGUACAUUCCACGCCAUGCACCACCAGUAUCUUCAGCCCUUCAGCCUGGUCACCCAGUACCUGUCCGCAUGGGAGCUGAUCAGUGUGGGAUUCUGGACCACCGUGGACCCCCUCUUGCUGCAGUGCCACUGCUUGACGACCUGGUGCUUCAUGGUGUUCACCAUCUGUGUGUCCACUGAGGACCACCAUGGCUACGACUUCCCCUGGUCUCUGCACCGCAUGGUACCCUUCGGCCUGUGGGGCGGACCCCCCAAACAUGACGCUCACCACCAGAUGCCUGGGGCAAACUUUGCCCCGUUCUUCUCCCACUGGGACUGGCUGGGGGGGACCAACAUGGUGCCUACCAUCCCUUCCAGAGAUACAUGUUACGAAAGGUCUGAAAGGAAGAAAAGAUAA